Molecule: messenger RNA, 1793 nt
Organism: Stylophora pistillata
Lineage: Eukaryota; Metazoa; Cnidaria; Anthozoa; Scleractinia; Pocilloporidae
Molecular function (GO): sugar-phosphatase activity
Source: RefSeq, a predicted model, not a curated record
CUUCAUUCAUUCGCGAUCGGCGGUACGUGACCUGGAACGACAUCAAGCAUAAUAUUAUGCAUGUUUUCGGGUGUUAACUUUUUUCUAUUUUUAUUUUUGGAGCCGUGUCAUUAAACAUCUCCCAGAUCAUCUGCACGUUUUAGAGGGUGUAUCUCUGUAAGGGGACCCAACUUUGCGCCGAGGUGCUUCUUCGAUGAACAACGUCACAAGAGGGAAAUAAAGGGCAAGGAUCAUAAUAUUAACCCUACGCUAACCACGCUUCCUACGUUCGUGGUAAAAUUUUGGAAACUGGGUUCCUGAUCACUGGAUCGGAAUAUCAUUGUUGAUAUUUUUAGAAGGGCAGCUUGACAAUAUUGCACAAGACAAACCCAGGCUAUGGUUUACAUACAACCCUCGUCGUUAUACAUGCAAGCUUCUUUCUGAGGACUUUCGUCUGGAAGUGUUUGUUCUCGUUGGAAAGCUGUUUAUUUUUCUCUCAACAACAUUUCGCAAAAUGCCAUUACCCGCUGAGGUUAAAGGGCUAAUAUUUGAUUGUGACGGGACAUUGCUGGAUACGAUGCCUUUGCACUGGAAAGCUUGGUGUGCCAUCUGCAAGGAAACUGGUUUAAAGUUUGACAAGGAGAGCUUUUUCGCUCUUGCAGGAGUACCUGGGAGAGAGAUUAUUCGCGAACUGGCAAACCAACAAGGAAUCAGUUUAGAUCCUCUCGAAGUGUACGCUCAGAAGAGAGCUUUCUUCUUGAAAGGACUUAAAUCUGUCAAAAUAAUUCCUUGCGUUGUUCGCUUUGUUUUGGAAGCUCGAAGACUUGGUAUACCGACAGCAGUAGCGUCUGGGAGUUCCCGUACUCAAGUUGAACGAGCUCUCAUAGAAGCUGGGAUUCGUGACUUAUUCGACGAAAUUGUUGGAAACGAAGAUUAUCAGAAUGCGAAACCUCAUCCUGAAGCAUUCCUCACAGCUGCAGAAAGAUUGGAUGUAAACCCACAAGACUGCUGGGCGUUUGAAGACUCGGACAUUGGAAUAGAAGCAAUUAAGAGAGCUGGAUUUGCAAAAUUUGUGGAUGUGCGGCUCUUAGAAGGGUAUCCAGUGGAAGGUAGACUUGAAAGUAAAGGCUAGAAACCAAGAGUUCCUGAAAUGAAUAUAUACAAGCUAUGUUGUGAGUUGCUGAAAAAGUGAUACAAAGAACCUGACCAGUAGAGAUGGCCUGCUCAAGUUUCAGUGCUGACCAGGACAACUUCAGAAUGGAGAUCCCCAACACUAGCAGUCAAAGAUGAUUGUUAAAAAAUGUGCUUACAUAUGGGGAAUUUGUCAUGAUCAUAAAUUCCUUGUUAGCAGGAAGAAAUGCAAGCAAAACAGGAGGUUGUAAUCAACACUUGCAUGAAAGAACAGUCAAGAUUUAGGAGGGUCCAGUGCCCUUUUGAGAUGCAGAACAAAAAACAUUGCAGAAGGUUAUUUCAAUUGAUAUCUAUUAUUUGAUUUAUCUAAAAAUUGUUACCUGUAACUUCUCUUUACAUACAUCACUGCACCCCCCCUUUCCACAGGAAAAAAAAAAGACAAACAAACAAACUAUAGAAAAAAAGAUGAAAAAAAAAAGGAAAGAAAAUGCAAGCAAACAGACUAGCCAACAAAAAAACACUAGCCUUUUUUUAGGCCAUGAUAGUCAUGAAGCAAAAUUGAGGCAGCAGGGACAAAUGAUUUGUCACCAUGAAUGUUUUUACAAGAGAGAGUAAAUAUUGUUAAAUACUUAAAAAAUUUUAAAGUUGGGUUAUUUCAUUGAUUAUGUACAUUGAUUUAGAGG